Messenger RNA from Hippoglossus stenolepis (Pacific halibut), 2521 nucleotides. RefSeq lists its product as uncharacterized. Lineage: Eukaryota; Metazoa; Chordata; Actinopteri; Pleuronectiformes; Pleuronectidae. Gene Ontology annotation, biological process: regulation of DNA-templated transcription; spermatogenesis. The transcript is spliced from 7 exons. Bases 248 to 1261 code for a protein of 337 amino acids. Gene Ontology annotation, cellular component: nucleus. Gene Ontology annotation, molecular function: DNA-binding transcription factor activity, RNA polymerase II-specific; protein dimerization activity; RNA polymerase II cis-regulatory region sequence-specific DNA binding. The record is from RefSeq and is a predicted model, not a curated record.
UCUGUUAUGUACUUAAGUAAAAGUACUUAGUAGUAGUAGUAUUUACAACGUGUCACGUAUUAUAAAUCUAUUCUCUCCACACAAUAGAACAGGCAACAUUUCAAUAAUCCGACACUGACAGUUCAAGUCUAUCGACGUCCAGGAAUUAGUCGGCCCCGGCUGUUAGCAGCGCGGCUACAGAUCACGGAGCUGUCAGAGAAGUAAGUGGAAAACACCGGAGAGAACUCAGGGUCUGGGUCUCUGCCAUAUGGAGACAAGGUGUUUGACACAGGGUCAGAUGUUGGAAGCGGAGCUCGAUCUGAUGGAGUUCACCGAUGGUCAGUACUCACACCUCCAGCGCGUCAUCCCGGCCAACAUGGAGGCAGGGACUGGGCCUGAUGUGAGCCUGAUGAGCAGAUGUUGGCCUGAUGUGAGGGAUCAUCCUGCUGCAGUGAUGGUUACAGAUGUCACUGGACCCACAGUGACUUCUCCCCUCGCAACCACCCAAGCCAUUGACCUGUCGGUGGCCCCUGAAGAUCACAGUCUGGUGAAACCAGGGGAGAAGACCCCAUCCUCUUUUGUGGAGGUCCCGGGGUUUGUGUUGGCCGGACUCAGAGGGGAAAAGAGUCCGACUAAAGUGCCCGUCAACAGCCGCGCGUCCUCACAGGUCACAGGUCAGAGAUUUUCCGCAAGAGUUUGCUUGGAGAAGAGGUUCAACACAAUGUCUGUUGACUUCCAGAGACAGAGGGAUGUUCAGUCAGCAGCUGUCUGCCAUUUUGUAAAGAUAUUCCAGCAGCCUGGAAAUGCUCAAAACACACUGUGCCCACACAUGCAGACGUGGAUGAAGACUGAAGGAGCGAGUCUCUUAGGGGUUUCCAGCCCAGCCAACGCAGGGGGUGUAUUUAACCCUGUCUCUACCAUGUGUGCUCAGGUGGUUGAUAAUUUUCCUCACAUGGAUGAACUGAACAAGCACCAAGAUGAUGUGGUGACACCUGCUGUCUCCAGGAAGUGGGGUCACAGCACCAGACAAAGAGCCCGACCCGGUAUGUCACUGAUCCAGAGCAGGGAGAGACACAACAGUAUCGAGAGGGAACGCAGAAAGAUGAUUCGUCUAUACUGCGACGAGUUGAACAUGCUGGUGCCGUUCUGCCAGUCAGGGACGGAUAGAGUCACCACCCUCCAGUGGACCACCGCCUUCCUCGUGUACAUCAACAAGAUGUAUGGAGACACCUUCAAAAAGGAGUUUCAGAAUCAUUCAAUGACGCGAAAGAACUGUGUCUGAAAUCCAGCUCUUCUUCAGGCUAGGACUCUAUCCAGCAGGAGAUAGAGACAUUUAUCUAGUAAGUCAGACAGAUAUUUGAGAACAUUAGCUGAGGUUGUGCAGCAAAGUCUUAUGUAUUGGUUCACUCUAAGCCUGGGGGAGGGGGGUGCUUUUCAUAGAGUCACCAACAGGUGGCACUGCUCCCCUGGUAAAAUAGACAGUUCUCUGAAGAGCAACAUUCACGCUCCUCAACUUAUAGACUUAACUAAUUUAUUUAUAUUGGCCUAUUUUUAUACCUAAUUUAAAUUUUGCGUUGAUUUUUAAACCAUUUACUUUGGUUAAACUGUGUUCAGGCAGAGUGUUGUUCAGUUUUCCACGUGCAUUUAGUCUUCAAUCACAUAAUUAAAUCUUGCGUAUGAAGUGUUACUGCCUGGUGAUUAAAUGGGGUUAAGUAAUGUUCAUGGAGUUAAUUAUUGCGAAGUGAAGACUGUUCAUUUGAUGUGUAGAAAAGAGUUUGUUCUUACUGAAAAGUGGCUUUAUUUGUUCUUUCUUACAACAUGUCGCUGUAGCAUCUUACUGUACAUACAACAGUCACCCACAAAUAAUAAAUAGUAUUUAAAGUCUUGUAUAUUUAAUAGUUACAGCACUGGUAGUACAAAGUGGAUGUUGUGUUUGAAAACAUUUGAUUCUCAAAUCUGGAGAAUCAGCUUCACAUGUAAUUUAGAAUAAGAAAAGCUGUAAAAAACAGUAUACAUUUUUUUUUUUUUUGCAUCAAUCUACACAAUGUCUGGGCACCUGGGUAGUUGUUUCUUUUAUUCCUUGUACAGUACAAACACAGCUUCUCGCCUCCGGCACCUAUUUCCAUAUAUUACACGUUAAGCUCGUAUGUUGAGGUAACACCUGUGAUUUUCACUCAUGGGCUGUGAUGCAUGCACAUUCACUGCAGAGACAGUCACUUGUUUUAAAAAAAGUAAUGGGGGGGCAUUGAAAUAACAUGUACAAAGUUUUUAUACACAAAAGGACUCUUCAUUUUCAUUUUUUGAAAUUUUGUAAGUCAUCAAGUCGGAUGUGACAGUAUUUGGAGCGAUGCAGUUGUUCUUUUGCACUCGUGUCUCUGUCCACUUUAUUUCAGGAUGUCAUCUCCAUGUUUUUGUCUCUCAGUUGCUCUUUUCUUAGUGUUACUCCUCGGAUGUUCCUCUGUUCCUCUCAAAAUAUCACAUCUGUUGACGUUACUCUUCCCAUCUUGUAAUACAUUUGUUUCAAUAAAGGAGGAGGACAGUU